AGAAGAAAAGCAAACAUGGCGACUUCCACGGGGCAAAAUGGAAAGUCUGUUUGUUCUUCAGAUGUGGAUCUUUUGCUUCACCCUGAGCUGUUGUCUCAGGACUUUAUGCGGCUAAUUUUAUGUGAGAAAAACGUGAGUACCAGAGACUGUGGGAGUAGGGACCAGCUCACGGAGCUCUACAUCAGGCAUGUCAUCCCGCUGCCGCAGAGGACUUUACCGAACACCCGCUGGGGACGGAGGAUGGAGAAGAGCCGAGGGAGGCAACCGGCAGCUCAUCGGGCGGACAGCUCUAGUAAUGACCACAGUAGAAAAAGGCCUUUGAUCGUGUAUGAUGGGAGCUCCUCACACUCUGGCCCAUUGAAAGUGAAGAAACCAGAGGGAAGUAUAGCAUCAACAGGAGUCACCGACAGGUUAAAACCACCUCCAGCGAAGCUUUCCAACCCCAUUCGCAAGCUCUCAGGCAACAUAUCUUCUUCCUCUUCAUCCAUUCACCACAGCAGUGACACAGCAAACCUCAAACGAGAAUCAAAUACGUCGGGGGCACCGAAGUCUCCAGAAGUGAAGAAAAAGAUCCAGCAUGUGACUUGGCCUUGACCUCUGGCCUCUUUUUCAUACAACCCUGAUGGGACUGCAAGGUCCGGCAGACAGACCACUCCACUCCCUGCUCUUGCCCACUCCCUUAGCUGUCCCAUCACAAUUUUCCUAACUAAUCUAUCCACAGAAAGAUGUAGAAACCCUUUCAGCUGUGUGUUAAAGCCAUCUAACUGUCCUCAUUCAGUUAUGAGAGCUUACACACUAUGAUGAGCUUCCUUGUUGUUUUCCAAAGCCUCAAGUGCCCUUACUACCAACAGUCAGCAACUUGCAUUAAAUCCCAUCCAAAAUGAGUGAAUUACUGCUCUUAAUAUUCUGUUGUUGGUUUAGGUAAGAUGGCCCCAGGGUGCUGGGAUGACCAGUGAGUUUCUUAGCUGUGUUUUGUUUUGAAAUGGGUGCUAAAGAAUUCUCAUAAUGUGAUAGCAAUGGACGUAACCAAGAGGCAGUGCAGAUGUGUUAUGAGACAGUUCUGUUCCUCUGGUGUAUAGUAAACAACUACAGAGCCCAGAUCAUGCUGAACAUAACACAUUAGAAGUCGUGUGUACAUUAAGACCUGGUAAGAGGUGUUAUUUGGAAAUCUGUCACUAUUAUUUCUCUUAUGAGUUCAACUGAGAUCUACAUUUAUUUAGCACUAUUUCACAAGUUGUUCUAGGUUUUUAAAUGUCAGUCUGGUGUGAUAUUUUAUGAAUGUUGCACAUAAUGUGGAGAUAAAUACAGUACUGAACUGCAUUAUAAUUCACUGUCACAGAGCCAUUUUGAAGUGGAUAGAUGAUAUUCAUAUAUAAUCUUGUCAUCAAAAACAUUGGGACACUAAUGAUUUGCAAAUGAUUUAAAGCUUAUAUUCAAUUAAUACAGUGCAAGAAAAUGUUUUUUCUUUUUUAAAAUUUGAACUGUAGGGAUGCAACUUGUUUUUUUUUUGUUUUUUUUGAAAAGUUGAUAAGACUCCAAUAUUUACAUAAUAAUAAAAAAAAACACCUACUGGUGUAAUGUCAGACUAGUAAUUGUUUUGGUAUAAAAAGAGCAUCCUAGAGAGGCUGAAUCAAAAGUUCCACUUAUGCAAAUACAACCUGCUGCUGGACUUUUAGAUAGGAAUGUUGUCCCAUUCUUGUCUGAAAUGGGCUUCUAGCUGCUCAACAGUCUUGAGUCUACUUUGUUGUAUAUUUUUUCCCGUGAUGCUCCAAAAGUUUUCAGUUGGUGAGAGGUCUGGACUGCAGGAAGGCCAGUUCAGCACCCAGACGCUCUACUACAGGGGUGCCCACACUUUUUCAGCUUGCAAACUACUAGCAAAGCUACCCUGGUUAAAUGCGCGUGCAUUGUUGUAGGGUCUUUACCCACAAUACAAAGCACCUUGAGGCGACAGUUUGUUGUGAUUUGGUGCUAUAUAAAUAAAAUUGAAUUGAAUUGAAUUUAAAUGCGGUGGUAACACCGGUUCUACUUCUUUUAAUGCUGUGCGAUCCACAUUUUUUUUCCCCAUCUCCACUGGGGGUUCUGUGCGAUCCAACUGCACUCCUCUUGCGAUCGACCAGUAGAUCGCGAUUGCCGUAUUGGGCACCCCUGCUCUACUACAAACCUAUGCUGUUUUAAUAGCUGCAGUACGUGGGUUAUCAACAUCUUGCUGAAAUAUGUAAGGCCUUCCCUGAAAAGAUGUCUGGAGCAUAUGUUUCUUUAAAACCUGUAUAUACCUUUCAGCAUUGAUGUACAAGAUGUACAAGUUGCCAGUUCCAUAGCCACUGUUGCACCCCCAUCCCAUCAGAGAUGCAGGCUUUUUAACUGAGUGCUGAUAACGAGUCAGAUGGUCCCUCUUCUAACUUCUAACUUUCGCUCAGAGAAGACAGUAUUAUAUUAUGUGUUGUAUAUAUACAGGUGGACUAAUACAUUUAAGCACUGUAGAUGAUGAGAUAUUCAAAGUCUUCUCAGUUUUACAUUGAGGAACAUUAUUCUGAAACUGUUUCACAAUUUGCAGGUGCAGUAUUUGCUUUUUGGCAGAUUAAUGAAACUCCGCCUCUCUAAGAUGCUCUUUUUACACCCAGUCAUGUUACUGACCUGUUGCCAAUCAAUCUAAUUAGUUGCAAAAUGUUCUUCCAGCUGUUUCUUUUUAGUUGCACUUACCUUUCCAGUCUUUUGUUGCCCCUGUCCCAACUUUUUUGAGACGCGUUGCUGCCAUCAAAUUCAAUAAGAGUGAAUAUUUUUCCUGAAAUAGUAAAAUGUCUCAAACAUUUGAUAUGUUUUCUAUGUUUUAUUGUGAAUAAAAUAUGGGUUUAUGAGAUUUGCAAAUCAUUGCAUUCUUUUUUUAUUUACAUUUUACAUAUAAUACCAACAUUUUUGGAAUUGGGUUUGUCGUAUUGUAAGAAUAAUGUUGUAAAAGUGAGAAUUUGGGGAUUUUUGAUCUGUAAUUUGAUGAUUCUGUAGUGGAAAUCACUGCACCAGGUCUCGAAUACUUACUUAGUGGACACAGAUUAUUGAUUAAGUUGAAACACUACCAUGAAAAGUAAAAAAUCCCCAAAACAGAUUGAAAUGAAAAGCUCUCCUGUGGUCUGAGAAAUUUGAAAUUGUAUUUAAAAAUCAUGCACACAGAGGCUUUGAAGCUAGAGAGGAGAGGGACCGCCUGUCUUACUGGCACACAGAGCAAAGGCAGCAUCCAUGCUGGCAUGGAGUUGCAUUAGUCAACUCUAUGAAGGCACCGAUAAUGCUAAACAAUAAUUACUUAGUCCACUUCGUCCCUUUUGGGGCAUAAGGCCACUAAUGCUAAACAACACAGCAACACAUACUGCUAUCCAGCUGACUCGUGUUUCAGUGACGGCCUUCCUUAUUUCAGCGUGACAAUGCCAAACCACAUUCUGCACGUACUCCAACAGUACAGCUCAGUAGGAAAAGGGUCCAAAACUAUGACAAAAGAAGCCCUGAAGACUUUCAGAACUACAAGAAUUUAACUC
Molecule: messenger RNA, 3524 nt
Organism: Archocentrus centrarchus (flier cichlid)
Lineage: Eukaryota; Metazoa; Chordata; Actinopteri; Cichliformes; Cichlidae
Gene: tslig2
Product: chromosome 21 C2orf49 homolog
Exons: 4
Coding region: 16-594 (192 amino acids)
Biological process (GO): embryonic morphogenesis
Cellular component (GO): tRNA-splicing ligase complex
Source: RefSeq, a predicted model, not a curated record